GAAAACAACGCACCGAUUUCACACAUGAGCACGUCCGACGCAGGAGACUGGUGCCUGAUAGAAAGCGACCCGGGUGUCUUCACUGAACUUAUCAAAGGAUUUGGCGCCAAAGGAUUGGAAUGCGAUGAGGUUUACGAUUUAAAAGAAACUGACUCUGUAUCCGACGCGUUUGGCCUCAUAUUUCUUUUCAAAUGGGAUGGUAAGAAAAAUUCCGAAGAGACAUAUGUGGAGGAUGCACGAACAAGGGGCUUGUUUUUCGCUAAACAAGUUAUUACAAACGCUUGCGCGACGCAAGCCAUUAUUAACAUUCUUUUGAACAUCGAUGAAAGCAAAUUUGAAUUAGGCGAAACACUGAAACAGUUUAAAACGUUUGUUGCUGACUUCGAUAGUACAAUGAAAGGCGCAGCAUUGAGCAACUCAGAUCAGAUACGCGCGGUUCACAACAGUUUCAGCAGUUUCCAAAUUUUUGAAUUUACUGGAAAACGUUCGAGACCGGGGGAAGAGGUGUACCAUUUUGUUGGAUAUCUGCCAGUUGGUGGUGUGCUGUAUGAGCUGGACGGAUUAAAGGAUGGCCCUAUCGACCAUGGUAAAAUCCCGGAAGGCAUUUCAUGGUUAAAUUUUGCCCGACCCCUCUUAGAGGAGCGCAUGCAAAAGUGCGUUGAUGGUAAUUUCAAUUUGAUGGCGGUCGUUCCUCAACGGUUAUCGAUAUAUGAACGGCAAUUGGCUCAAUUAAAAGCAAGCACAAAAGACAAGUCAUCUGAACUCAUACGGGAAUUGGAGAAUAACAUCGAAAAUAGAAAACGCAAGGCCGAAUCCUAUCACCAAGAGAAUAUUCGACGUCGCCACAAUUAUCUUCCGCUCAUUGUGGAGCUGUUCCGCAUCCUAGCCGAAAACUCAGCUCUGGUGGAUUCGGUUAACAAAGCAAAAGCAGUGGCUCAGGAAAGGAAAAACGCGAGAGCAGCAGCAAGCAAAUCAUAAUCUCAGUUGUGCGGUAUACAGAAAAUACAAAAUAGAAAAAUGUCGCACUUCA
Dicrocoelium dendriticum is the source of this 1030-nucleotide messenger RNA. Lineage: Eukaryota; Metazoa; Platyhelminthes; Trematoda; Plagiorchiida; Dicrocoeliidae. The record is from the annotation of a GenBank genome assembly.